Molecule: messenger RNA, 978 nt
Organism: Parathielavia appendiculata
Lineage: Eukaryota; Fungi; Ascomycota; Sordariomycetes; Sordariales; Chaetomiaceae
Exons: 1
Coding region: 206-904 (232 amino acids)
Source: RefSeq, a predicted model, not a curated record
CAGCUACGGCCAGCAUACCUAUGCGGAUUUAUGCAGUUGAGGACACGAGUCGCGAGAAAUGAGGAGUAUCCAUGACACUACAGCCCUGGCUCGACAAAUUCUGCUGACAUGUGCACAUUUCGGUCAGUGAUCGACGCCGCGCUACGCAGGGAAAUGGCCGGUCCGCCGGAGCAUCCCGAACCCCGCGGAAGUUUGUUGUUUAGUUAUGGUGAACCGGGAGGGACCCGCUUGGGCUGCGGGCAUCCCACAUUCAUCAUCAUCAACAUCCCUUCGUCCACUUGCGACGGUACCAAGCAAUGCCGAGCCCCUCCCUCUGCCCUGCGAGAUUCCCCGAGACAUCCUCAUGAGCCACUUGCGGUCGUGGCCCACCGGUCACGUUGUCUCGUUCCCAAUCCAUCCGGCUUGCCUUGCCCUGUCUGUGCCUGACCUGGCCUGCCGAAGAAUGGGGCCCCUGCCAACAAAUCAACAAAGCAGGCAUGAAUCGUCCCUCCAACCCACCACAAGGCGAGGCUGCUUGCCUCCUGCCCGGCUCGGACGAGAAAGGAAGGUCCUUAAGUGCCCUCACCACCCCCCGACCAACCAUGGUGCCCUUCACGUCCUCCAUCACGCUGCUGGUCGACUUUUGUUCGCUCGGGCCGGGGGACUAGUGGUGAGUGGACUAUGGCCAGGAGGACAAUCGUCCAUUCCGUUCACCGGGAUGAGCGGAUGCAGCAGUGCGAGUGAGGAGGACGUGCUGUUGAAGAACAGCACCAACGUACCGUUCCUACCACCGUACGAUUGUGAGACACGGCAAUGGCCUAGGCCCCCCGUGUGGUUUACAACCUGCCUUCUCCUGCCUAGUGCUGCCCGCCAAGCAAAGCAGCCAAAGUUACCGUGCUCAGCUAUGUGCCGGGCCCUGCUGUAACCACGCCGUCUCCUCCCAUCUUCUCGCAAGAUGGGCCCCUACCCAAGCCUGCUACUGCGGGUAUCUCAACUCGC